AUGGGUCCCGUGAAGAGCGUUUGCUUCAUCGGCGCCGGCUUCGUCGGCGGUCCCAGUGGUGCUGUCCUUGCACUCAAGAACCCCGACGUCGAGGUCAGCGUUGUCGACUUGAGCGAGACCCGUAUUGCAGCAUGGAACUCAGACGCCCUCCCCAUCUACGAGCCUGGUCUCCUACCCGUCGUCAAGGAGGCUCGUGAUGCUGAAGUCCGCCCUCAGAACCUCUUCUUCACCACCGAUGUCAGAGGAACCAUCAAGCGUGCCGACAUUGUCUUCAUCUGUGUCAACACUCCUACAAAGACCGCCGGUAUUGGCGCUGGCAAGGCUCCUAACAUGGCCUACUUCGAAUCUGCCACCCGUAUGAUUGCCGCCGAAGCCGAGAAAGAUACCAUCAUCGUCGAGAAGAGCACUGUUCCCUGCAGAACUGCUGCCAACAUGAGAGAGAUUCUCAAGGCCAUUGGCAAGCCCGGCCUCAACUUCGAGAUCCUGUCGAACCCCGAGUUCUUGGCUGAGGGUACCGCUGUGGCCGAUCUUAUGAGACCCGACCGUAUUCUGAUUGGUUCCAUGCAAACACCCAGCGGUCUAGAGGCAGCAGAGGUUCUGGCAGACCUUUACGGCAGCUGGGUACCCAAAGAGAACAUCUUGAAGACAAACAUCUGGUCCUCGGAGCUUGCCAAGCUCGCUGCCAACGCACUGCUGGCUCAGCGUAUCAGCAGUAUCAACGCCCUGAGCGCAAUCUGCGAGGCUACUGGUGCCGAUGUUGGCGAGAUUGCAUAUGCCGCAGGUCUGGACAGCAGAAUCGGCUCGCGCAUGCUGCAAGCCUCAGUCGGAUUCGGAGGUUCCUGCUUCCGCAAGGAUGUGCUCAACCUUUCAUACAUGGCCGAAACCUUGCAUCUCCCCGAGGUCGCCGCUUACUGGCAGUCUGUUGUCGCUAUCAACGAAUGGCAGAAGUCUCGCUUCACUAAGCGUAUCGUUUCAACACUCUAUGGAACUCUGACUGGCAAGAAGAUUGCUGUCUACGGUUUCUCAUACAAGAAGAACACCGCCGAUACUCGUGAGAGUGCCGCCAUCUCUGUUGUCAAGGAUCUUAUCGCCGAGCAAGCCAAGGUCUGCAUUUACGACCCUCAAGUCACAAAGGCACAGAUUUGGGAGGAGCUCGACAUCAACGGCUGCCACAUUGAUGACGUUGAGAAGUACGUUUCGAUCGCCAAAAACCCAUACGACUGUGCUUCAGAGUCUCACGCCGUCAUUGUCCUCACCGAGUGGGACGAGUUCUCCAACAAGGAUGUCGAUUGGGAACAGAUCUUCGACAUCAUGGAACGUCCAGCAUUCGUUUUUGACGGCCGUAGAGUGAUUGACGCUGGCAAGUUGCAACGGUUGGGCUUCCGCGUCGAGUGCAUCGGCAGAGGCAACUCGUUCCAAUAA
Aureobasidium melanogenum CBS 110374 is the source of this 1422-nucleotide messenger RNA. RefSeq names its product UDP-glucose dehydrogenase. Bases 1 to 1422 code for a protein of 473 amino acids. Lineage: Eukaryota; Fungi; Ascomycota; Dothideomycetes; Dothideales; Saccotheciaceae. Gene Ontology annotation, molecular function: NAD binding; UDP-glucose 6-dehydrogenase activity. The transcript is spliced from 3 exons. Gene Ontology annotation, biological process: glycosaminoglycan biosynthetic process. Gene Ontology annotation, cellular component: nucleus; cytosol. The record is from RefSeq and is a predicted model, not a curated record.